UUCCGGGCUUCUCGGUCGCAGCGUGAGGAAGUGGGGCUUUCACAGUAGCUGAGCUCGCUCGUUUCUGAGAACACAGAAUACACUGGGUGGGGGGGGAGACGCAAACCCACCACACAGCUGCACACGGGAGACUCGGCCAACGGUCUCUACUCGGACUCACCAGGGAUAACAGGAAGAAUCCCUGUGCCUCUGAGGAACGCAAACAAACAGGAUAUCAGACGUUCUCAUUCGGCCGAAUGCACCGAUCUCAGCGGAUCUCGUACCGGAUCCAUUCGGGCUACUGUAGUAAGAGGAACGUGUCUCGCGUAGCGCGCAACGAGGAGGAAAAGAAACGUAUGGUCACAACACUUGACCGAGGAAGACACUGACAGGCAGCUGAUAUUGGAAGACGAGAUGACAUGCACUUAGGUUGUUAGUUUAUCUCCCAUUGCCCGUUGGUUUAGCUAGCAAGUUGUUUGGUCGCCCGGGAAAAGACUCAACUUCCAGUGGCGAGAGACCGCGGACGGCGCACCGAGCUAACGUUAGCUAGCCAAUUUCCUCCUUCCAACGCCCCCUCCCCCCAUCAUAACAGCUAGCCACUGGUGUCUCCGUGCCAGAGCCCACGACACUGGGCGAAAGCAAUGAUUAUGGCAAAUGGUGUGCGGUUUGGUCCGUCUUUUUUUGUCCCGAGGAUCGGGAUUCGUUAGCCGAGAUCGCUAGCUGCACGAGCGGGUUUCGCGUCGGACCGGAGCGGCGGUUCGCCAGCUACCUGCGCUAGCCGAGUCGGGAUAUUAUCUAACGUUAACGGGUUAGUUGAAAAUGAACUGGCUCACAGCACGGGGUUAGCUACUUGCUAAGCGGCUGGAAGUGACUCGUUUUGCGCAGCGGUUUGGUCGUAGACAACCCCGUCUCCCUAGAUUAUACAUUUAACUAACGUCAACUGGCUGAUUUUGUCGUGGCAUGAUCUGUUUAAAUAUUGCAUAUAUGGUUACCGUAGCGCCAAUAACAUAUAGUAGUUUUGUUGUUAGCUAGAGGGAUUUAUUCGGACAUCUGGCUGAUGAAUGCUGGCCUGGAUAUUCAGCGAGCAACCUGCAUCUAUAUGGCGACGUGUUCUGCGACACAUGUCCUCCCGAUGAAGGAGCACGUUGUCCCGAGUCUUCCUUUUGGUGAACACGUGUGAACCGACCUUAUACGGCAUCUGGACUAUUCAUUCGUGGUCCGAUUUGUUGUUGUUGUGUGAUUUACAGGCGAAGCUGGCUUCCCCUUGUCGUUUUAGCUCUCUCCCCUUGUCGUUUUCACGGGAUGUCUUCGUCGGAUGCCAUUUCGACAGAUUUUAUGCAGCAUCUUCGUAGACGUUGUGUUUUCUGUUAACAGCAUAGGCGACAAGGCGCCGUUAGGAAGCGUCGCACAUACCGCAAGGUUGACAUGGUGGUUUAGCUUGCCAAGAAGAUAAAAAACCAAUCAUCCAGGAUCAGUGGGCUUUGACAGUUAUUAGCUAACUAGCUGGCGUGCUAGUUAGCCAAAUGUAGCAGGUGGCCCAUCUAAAUAAGUGAAGCCCUCUGAGUGUGGUGGUGGGGGGGAGGCAGAAACCAACAUCUCUUCAAUCUUGUCUGCUGUUAUUUUGAACCGCUUUAUAUUCGGAGUCCAUGAAACCGCAACACGUUUUACACAAACCGGAACCUUAUUGAUGGGAAGAAGACAACACGCACCCAGAUGAGUGAACUCUCAAUAAACGAGUCAUCUAUUGAGCUAUCAAUCUCCUCUACGUUUUGUUUUUGUGUGUGUUUGUUUUUGUGUCACAAUGGUUGUGUUUUGAGAGACCGUGUUUGCCAGACCUAGAGGAAGAAAACGGGUGGUCGCCCCUGUCGUCCGCAUAGCUGUCUUGGUCGCCCUGGUUGGAUCUAGCUACAUUCACUGGACAUUCGCUUCGUCUUUUCCUUAAAUACAUUUAAAAACCGUUCCCACGGCAGGUGUGGUGUCCACCCAAGGUUGAAGAUGGCGGACCUCGAAGCAGUUCUCGCCGAUGUCAGCUAUUUGAUGGCGAUGGAGAAGAGCAAAUCUACUCCAGCGGCCCGGGCGAGCAAGAAAAUCAUACUGCCUGAACCCAGUAUUCGCAGUGUGAUGCAGAAGUACCUAGAGGAGAGAGAUGAGCUGACGUUCGACAAAAUCUUCAACCAGAAGAUUGGUUUUCUGCUGUUCAAAGAUUUCUGUUUGACUGAAAUCGACGAGGCCGUGCCACAGCUCAAGUUCUACGAAGAGAUUAAGGACUACGAGAAGUUGGACUCUGAAGAGGAGAGGUUGUGCCGUAGCAGACAGAUCUACGACGGCUACAUCAUGAAGGAACUCCUCUCCUGCUCACAUGCCUUCUCUAAGAAAGCAGUGGAUCACGUUCAGACUCACCUGGCCAAGAAACAGGUGCCUCCCUCUCUCUUCCAGCCGUACAUCGUGGAGAUCUGUGACAGCCUGCGAGGGAUGAUCUUCCAGAAGUUCAUAGAGAGUGACAAGUUCACUCGUUUCUGCCAGUGGAAGAAUGUGGAGCUGAACAUCCAUUUGUCGAUGAAUGACUUCAGUGUCCACCGCAUCAUCGGUCGGGGGGGUUUCGGGGAGGUGUACGGCUGCAGGAAGGCUGACACCGGCAAGAUGUAUGCCAUGAAGUGUUUGGAUAAGAAGAGGAUCAAGAUGACAGGGGAGACUCUGGCUCUGAGCGAGAGAAUUAUGCUGUCACUUGUCAGCACAGGGGACUGUCCGUUCAUAGUGUGCAUGAUCGCCUUCCACACACCAGACAAACUCUGCUUCAUCCUGGACCUGAUGAACGGAGGGGACCUGCACUACCACCUGUCUCAGCACGGUGUGUUCAGUGAGAAGGAGAUGCGUUUCUACGCAGCGGAGAUCAUCCUGGGACUAGAACACAUGCACAACCGCUUCGUCGUCUACAGAGACCUCAAGCCUGCUAACAUCCUAUUGGAUGAGCAUGGUCACGUGCGUAUCUCAGACCUGGGUCUGGCCUGCGACUUCUCCAAGAAGAAGCCUCACGCCAGUGUUGGUACCCAUGGGUACAUGGCCCCGGAGGUGCUUCAGAAGGGGACGGCGUACGACAGCAGCGCUGACUGGUUCUCACUGGGCUGCAUGCUCUUCAAACUCCUCCGAGGAGGUCUGGGCCCAGUACAGCUGAGGGAGGCACAGUCCUUCAGACAGCACAAGACCAAAGACAAACACGAGAUUGACCGCAUGACGCUCACUAUGAACGUGGAGUUGCCAGACUCAUUCUCUGUGGAGCUGAAGGGUCUGUUGGAGGGUCUGCUGCAGAGGGACGUGGCCAAGAGACUGGGCUGCUUGGGACGUGCCCCAGAGGUGAAGGAGCAUCUGUUCUUCAAAGGCAUCGACUGGCAGCAAGUGUAUCUUCAGAAGUAUUCUCCCCCUCUCAUCCCUCCAAGGGGAGAGGUAAAUGCAGCAGAUGCAUUUGACAUUGGCUCCUUUGACGAAGAGGACACCAAGGGUAUCAAGUUGUUGGACAGUGACCAGGAAUUGUACAAGAACUUCCUGGUCAUCUCAGAGCGCUGGCAGCAGGAGGUGGCUGAGACGGUGUGGGCGGUCAACUCCGACACGGACAAGAACGAGGCCCGCAAGAACCAGAACAAACAGCUGGGCCACGAGGAGGACUAUGCCCUGGGCAAGGACUGUAUAAUGCACGGCUACAUGUUGAAGCUGGGGAACCCGUUCCUGACGCAGUGGCAGCGCCGAUACUUCUACCUGUUCCCCAACAGAGUGGAGUGGAGGGGAGAGGGGGAGUCACGGCAAAACCUGCUGACGAUGGAGCAGAUCGUGACAGUGGAGGAGACGCAGAUUAAAGAUAAGAAGUGCAUCCUGCUGCGCAUCAAAGGAGGGAAGCAGUUUGUCCUGCAGUGUGAGAGUGACCUAGAGUUUGUCCAGUGGAAGAAAGAGCUGACCGAUGCGUUUACUGAGGCCCAGAAGCUGCUGCGCCGCCCUAAGGUCAUCGGGAAGGGUCGGGCUGGGGUGGUGGAGUUCUCCAAACCUCCUCUCACACACCGCAGGCAGCAAUGGCCUCCUCGUCUUGAGACUGGACCCGACCACACCCACCUGCCGGGCCGCUCUCCACGGGAUUGGCUGGCUGUAGUGGAGGGGGGAGACCUAAAGCAGGUGCACAGUAAACUGAGUGGCAGCCUGGCGCAGCAAUUAUUCCUCCCAGAUCAGACUCCACCAAUCCUAGAGGCCGAGAUGGCCCUGCGAAACGAGCAGUUGGUCAACGGAGAGCAAGGCCGCCACUCCAACCAAUCAGAUCUCAAGACCUCCACGCCCCGGCGAGUCCUCUCCCCCAAACUCAAGAGCCCACCCCUGGGGGAGACAGCCAAACAGGAAGUGGCCACAGAAACAGGAAAUUGGAGCAGCUGA
Messenger RNA from Oncorhynchus tshawytscha (Chinook salmon), 4389 nucleotides. Its product is annotated as beta-adrenergic receptor kinase 2. The record is from RefSeq and is a predicted model, not a curated record. Gene Ontology annotation, biological process: protein phosphorylation; regulation of signal transduction; G protein-coupled receptor signaling pathway. Gene Ontology annotation, molecular function: G protein-coupled receptor binding; ATP binding; G protein-coupled receptor kinase activity. Lineage: Eukaryota; Metazoa; Chordata; Actinopteri; Salmoniformes; Salmonidae.